Daphnia carinata is the source of this 712-nucleotide messenger RNA. RefSeq lists its product as uncharacterized. The record is from RefSeq and is a predicted model, not a curated record. NCBI's taxonomy places the organism in Eukaryota, Metazoa, Arthropoda, Branchiopoda, Diplostraca, Daphniidae. The transcript is spliced from 3 exons. Gene Ontology annotation, cellular component: membrane. Bases 16 to 648 code for a protein of 210 amino acids.
UUUUAAUACUUAAACAUGAGCAAUCUGUUGCAGUUGUUCUUAGCUGUAGUCACGAUUGUCGUUUGUCUGGGCAAUCGUGUUCCAGAUUCUAGACAAAACACCAGGAAGCUAGAUGUUACAUUAGUUGAUAUCAAUUCUAAACUAACAAGGACUUCAGUAACCAACGACUUUGAAAGUGGCUCACCUGAUCCAUGGAUCGAUACUUCUCCAACCAGUGUUUACUGGAACGUUGAGGAUUUUUCUAUUCCGGCGGAGGUUGAUUAUCCUCCUCCUACCCCGUCAAUAGGCACCAAAUAUUUACGAGCUACAAGGGACAGCCAACUGACUCCUGGUCUCCUCGUCUUGCGUACCGCAACGUUCGCAGCAAUUCCCGGUGAUUCAAUUACGUUCAAGUUCUGGAUUCGAUCCAAAUACACCGGUGGCAACACUCUAGACCUCGUCCUGGCCAUUGAAAAUGUUGAAACAACUUUGUUGACAUUGUCCAGCUAUUCCACUUCGGUGAAUUUCGAGUGGCGUACAGCCUCGUCUUCCUUCCCCAUCUCGACACCAACAAACUUGACGCUGAUAUUUUACGGUUAUUGUGGUGGAAAUUCUGAAGAUGCGAUCGCCAUUGAUGACAUCCUCUUCAUCAGUUCCACAACCGAAUGAGGGACACCAAAUUCAUAGCGAUUGCCAAGUGUCUUAGAGAGUACUGAAUAAAGACUUGAGAUUA